GCCAAGGCCGGCGCCGUGGACCCGCUCGUCGACCUCCUCCGGACCGGCACCGACGGCGCCAAGGAGGGGGCCGCGGCGACUUUGUGGAGCUUGGCUUUUCAGAACGCCGAGAACACGGUCGCCAUCGCCAAGGCCGGCGCCGUGGAUCCGCUCGUCGACCUCCUUCGGAGCGGCACCGACGGCGCCAAGGAGCAGGCCGCGGGGGCUUUGCGGGAAUUGGCUCGUGAAAUCGCCGAGAGCAGGGUCGCCAUCGCCAAGGCCGGCGCCGCGGACCCGCUCGUCGGCCUCCUCCGGACCGGCACCGACGGGAUCAAGUUGCAGGCCGCGGCGGCUUUGCGGAACUUGGCUUCUCAGAACGCCGAGAACACGGUCGCCAUCGCCAAGGCCGGCGCCGUGGAUCCGCUCGUCGACCUCCUCCGGACCGGCGCCGACGGCGCCAAGGAGGACGCCGCGGGGGCUUUGCGGAACUUGGCUGCGAACGCCGACAACCAGGUCGCCAUCGCCAAGGCCGGCGCCGUGGAUCCGCUCGUCGACCUCCUCCGGACCGGCACCGACGGCGCCAAGGAGCAGGCCGCGGCGGCUUUGGACAACUUGGCUCUUGGGAACGCCGAGAACAAGGUCGCCAUCGCCAAGGCCGGCGCCGUGGAUCCGCUCGUCGACCUCCUCCGGACCGGCACCGACGGCGCCAAGCAGCAGGCCGCGGGGGCUUUGUGCAACUUGGCUGCGAACGCCGACAACAAGAUCGACAUCGCCAAGGCCGGCGCCGUGGACCCGCUCGUCGACCUCCUCCGGACCGGCACCGACGGCGCCAAGGAGGAGGCCGCGGGGGCUUUGUGCAACUUGGCUUGGGAGAACGCCGACAACCAGGUCGCCAUCGCCAAGGCCGGCGCCGUGGAUCCGCUCGUCGACCUCCUCCGGACCGGCACCGACGGCGCCAAGGAGGACGCCGCGGGGGCUUUGGACAACUUGGCUCUUGGGAACGCCGAGAACACGGUCGCCAUCGCCAAGGCCGGCGCCGUGGAUCCGCUCGUCGACCUCCUCCGGACCGGCACCGACGGCGCCAAGGAGCAGGCCGCGGCGGCUUUGCGGAACUUGUCUGCGAACAACGACGACAACAAGAUCGACAUCGUCAAGGCCGGCGCCGCGGACCUGCUCAUCGACCUCCUCCGGACCGGCACCGACGGCGCCAAGGAGCAGGCCGCCGGGGCUUUAUCGAACUUGUGUAAAUCAUCCCCGUAG
This is a messenger RNA of Aureococcus anophagefferens, 1239 nucleotides long. RefSeq lists its product as hypothetical. The annotation marks the transcript as partial. NCBI's taxonomy places the organism in Eukaryota, Pelagophyceae, Pelagomonadales, Pelagomonadaceae. The transcript is spliced from 2 exons. The record is from RefSeq and is a predicted model, not a curated record. Gene Ontology annotation, molecular function: protein binding.